UUAUAUAUAUUAUAUAUACUAUUAUAUCUAUAUAAUAUAUGUAUUUAUAUCUAUAAAUAUAUGUAUAAAUAUAUCUAUUUAAAAAAAUAAAGUUGACCUUCAUAUAUCGCCAAUAAUAUCGCGUGUGUAAAAAGAAACUAAUUACAUUUAAUUCUUUUUUUAUAUUUAUUUAUUUUUUAUUAUUAUUUUUUUUACAGCUAGUUACAUUUAAUUAUUACAUUUACAUACAUUUAACUAUUAUUACAUACAUUUACAUACAUUUAAUUAUUAUUUUUUUCAUAAUUAUAUCUCGUUUGAAAUAUUUUUCGACAUAAUUAAUUGUUUCAAAAGCACAUAUUCCAGCCUUCUAAAUGAUUUAUUUUGCGUAUUAUACGAAUUAUUCCAUCUAUAAAUAAAUUGUUCUCUAUACACACAAACACGCACACAGUCUGUUAAUUACACGAGUUAAUUGUAUCAUUUUUCUCGAUAAGUUGACAGAGCAAGGAAAAUGAGCGACGAACCUACCUACAAACUAAUCUGCUUCAAUGCCCGUGGUAGUGCCGAACAUAUACGGUACAUAUUUGCAUACAUUGGCAUCGAGUAUACCGACGAGAGGAUCCCCGAAGAACUCUGGCCUGAAUACAAGGAUUCAAUGCCUUAUAAAAAGCUGCCUGUGCUGGAGGUAGACGGGAAACCGGUAGCGCAGGGUAACGCUGUGGCGCCUUACUUGGCGAGGAAGUACGAUCUAACGGGAAAUUGCAAAGGGGAUGCGCUGAUAUGCGAAGUGCUCGUCGAUACUCUUGAAGAUUUGGAGCAAGGUGAGUAACUGAUGAGAUGACUUUGCAUUUGUGUCACCACAGAGACAGACGUUCAAGAAUUCAUUGUGAAAAGACGAGUACAAACAAGAUACGUAUGUCUUUCCGUUAAGCGAAUGUUACAGUUUGUUUGCAAAAGUCAGUUUUUAGAUUAUAGAAUCGUAGAUAGAAUUUAGAGGAUAGAAACUUUUAGUAGUCACUUUUAGUUUAGUAAAGUCUUAUCGACAAUAAGCAGACUACGUUAUGAUACAACGA
This is a messenger RNA of Bombus huntii, 1049 nucleotides long. Its product is annotated as hematopoietic prostaglandin D synthase-like. Gene Ontology annotation, biological process: glutathione metabolic process. Bases 488 to 805 code for a protein of 105 amino acids. The record is from RefSeq and is a predicted model, not a curated record. Lineage: Eukaryota; Metazoa; Arthropoda; Insecta; Hymenoptera; Apidae. The transcript has 2 exons. Gene Ontology annotation, molecular function: glutathione transferase activity.